Messenger RNA from Hyaena hyaena (striped hyena), 355 nucleotides. It is a transcript of the gene SPINK4, whose product is annotated as serine peptidase inhibitor Kazal type 4. NCBI's taxonomy places the organism in Eukaryota, Metazoa, Chordata, Mammalia, Carnivora, Hyaenidae. Gene Ontology annotation, molecular function: protein binding. The record is from RefSeq and is a predicted model, not a curated record. The transcript is spliced from 3 exons.
AUAUUCUCUGGAUGAUGCUCCUGGCCUCUCCAUCUGGUCCCAGAUAAGGGUGGGGAUCAGCCCUGUAAACAGGCCCCGAUCAUUGCCCUGGCCCAGGCCCCAUCCAGCCAGGACUAGUCAGCCCAGGGUCAGCAUGGCCGUCCGCCUGUAGGUAGUCACUCUGGCCAUGGUCGCCCUCCUCAUUGUGGACAUGGAAGUGCCAGUGUCUGCAGAGGAAGAGCUCACUUUCUCAAGAAUGCCCAUCUGUGAGCACAUGGCAGAAUCUCCAGCCUGUUUCCAGACAUCCAUCCUGGUCUGUGGCACUGAUGGGGUCACAUAGGAAAGUGAAUGCCACCUCUGCUUGACCUGGCUAUAA